Messenger RNA from Cinara cedri, 1452 nucleotides. NCBI's taxonomy places the organism in Eukaryota, Metazoa, Arthropoda, Insecta, Hemiptera, Aphididae. The record is from the annotation of a GenBank genome assembly.
GUGGGUAAUGACUGGGGGUUUAAAAUUUCUUAACCAUGCUGUCGUAUUGUAAAGAUUAUUUGAAUUGGUAUGGAAAAUGUGUUAAAAUGAAAUGUAAUAUGAUGUAAGCAACAGUUAUGACGGAUCUAAAAAACGCUCUUCAUGCAGCUCACGAAGCUAAGGCUUCCAACGAAGAACAUGAGAGAAUAAUUCAGCAAAAAGAUUUCAGGGAAGAGCAUGAGCCAAUUUAUGAUGCAUUUUUACGUGCAUUGAAGUCUAACACAUUAGAUCCAAGAGGAAAAGAAUUUGCUACCUUUUUGCAUGAUAAUAUUGAUAAUCUAUUUAAGGAUGUUAAUCUAAAAAAGAUAAAACCACUAAGUGAAGAAAAUUUUUGUCGAUUUUUACUUGCCACAUUAAAAAAAAUAAAAGUAGAAAAUUUGGCAAGUAAGGAAAACUUAACAAAUAAAAAAAUACAAAAAUUAGUGAAUGGGUGCAUUAGUGAUGUACGUGAUACGCAACGUAACGAUUUAUUGAUACAAGGUUUUGGAUGGCUUGUUGGAAUAAAAAUAGAUUCUAAGAAGAUUACUACUUCCUUUAAAAAAGGGAUGUUGAGCAAGAUUCCAUUUUUAGGAAGCAAAGAAGAGCAUGAACUACCAAAAAGCGAUACAGAAUUGGUAAGUAAUGUACUUGUGAAAGUUUUUCUACCUAUUUUUGUUAUUGCUAUAACAGCAGUAUUUAUUAAGGUUAGCCAGAUAAUGAUAAUUUUUGGUGUUAUUGGUCUGACGAUCUCUACGGGUAAAGCCAUAAGCAGUUUAUUCGCAAAUACUAUACAUGACUUAAGAUAUGCACCAGAAGUUCAAUCAAAAGAUUGGGAGGGGUCUAUUAUCAAUGAUAUUAACGAGAUUCUGCUAAAAGACUUGGAGCAACAACCACCAGAUCAAAAAAGGAGUCCAUUACAUGUAGGCGCAGAAGAAGAGAGGAGAAAGAAUAAUUCCCCUGGAUGUUUAAGAACUUAUUCAUAAUCUUUAAAAUCAGGGAGGUAUAGAGGGAGUUAGAGAAUUUCUGCACCAGUUUUUGAUCAAUUCGACAAUUUUUUCGACUUAUAGAAACUUAUGUUAUCCAAAAUCACCGUUUAUCCAGGCUGUAAAAUUGGCACCAAAAUCCUUAAACGAGACAUUAAAGACCGCUAUAUUACANUGCAUUAUCAAUGAUAUAGUCCUUCUCAAGAAUAGAAAGAAAAGUAGAAUCAAUGACUUAAUGAAAAGAUUUAAAAAUAGGAGAGUUCUUUCUAGCUCUGUUUUUGAUAGUAAACCAAAAAAAACCGCUAUAUUAGCGGUAGCCUUCGAAUGUCAUGGGUGUCACUAUUUUUCCUUAUUAAAGCUGAAAUCAUACUGAAUUUUCCUGAUUUAGUGCGUAAAACCUCUCUCUUUUUAACAAUAUCCGCAUGGAUAAUUUUCUGUAUUAUCUAUUCCA